Molecule: messenger RNA, 2173 nt
Organism: Synchiropus splendidus (mandarinfish)
Lineage: Eukaryota; Metazoa; Chordata; Actinopteri; Syngnathiformes; Callionymidae
Gene: cdc40
Product: cell division cycle 40 homolog (S. cerevisiae)
Exons: 15
Coding region: 8-1753 (581 amino acids)
Biological process (GO): mRNA splicing, via spliceosome
Cellular component (GO): catalytic step 2 spliceosome
Molecular function (GO): mRNA binding; protein binding
Source: RefSeq, a predicted model, not a curated record
AUCCAAGAUGGCUGCCGCCGUAUCUUCCCUCGUUUCUUACGGGAGCGACUCCGAUUCGGAAAAUGAGUCGGAAUCGAAUACAAGUUCUGAAAAAAUGGACCAGAUGAACCCGGACUCCACAGCUCACCUGAAGCCGCUAGAAAGCAAACCGACUAUGACGCUGGCGGUUCUGAAUUCCGCUCCCGAGGUCGCUGUUAAGGAAUCUGUUGAGACUGGCACACAUCUGGAUCCAUCGUUAAAAGAAGUCUCCUACAAUCCAAGAUAUGAAACUAUGUUUGCACCUGAGUUUGGCCCCGAAAAUCCAUUCAGAACGCAGCAGAUGUCUGCCCCGAGGAACAUGUUGUCUGGUUUUGCAGAACCAGCUCAUGUGAAUGACUUCAUGUUUGAGCAGCAAAGGAGAACCUUCUCAACCUUUGGUUAUGCUUUAGACCCAUCUGUUGACACACAGGAAGUUACCAUCAACAGUUACAUCGGCGCUGUGGACGAAGCUGAGAAAAACAAAGGGUUGACAGUGUUCGAGAGUGGGCACAAGAAGCCGGAGAAAAGGAAAAAGGUCAAGGGGGGAGAUGCCGGAGAGAUUGAUAACUUCCUCGGACCAUGGGCAAAAUAUGUAGAUGAGCAAAACAUUGCCAAGCCGACAGAGGAAGAGAAGAAAGAACUGGACGAGUAUCUUGCCAAAAAGCAAAAGAGAGGAAGGAUUGAAGAACAAGCUCCUGCAGCGGAGAAGACCAUUCUCCAUGUCAAGGACAUGUACGAUUACCAGGGCAGGUCAUACCUUCAUAUUCCUCAGGAUGUGGGCAUCAAUCUCCGCUCCUCAGAGCCUCCAUCCAAAUGUUAUCUGCCAAAGAAGCAGAUCCAUGUGUGGUCCGGACACACCAAGGGGGUCAGUGGAAUCCGCCUUUUCCCCAGAUCUGGUCAUCUGCUUCUGUCGUCCUCCAUGGACUGUAAAAUCAAGCUUUGGGAAGUUUACAAUGAGAGGAGAUGCAUACGGACGUUUAUCGGUCACAGCAAAGCAGUACGAGACAUUUGCUUCAACAACGCUGGAACCCAGUUUCUCAGUGCUGGUUAUGACCGCUACCUGAAACUGUGGGACACAGAGACAGGUCAGUGUAUCUCUCGGUUCACCAACAGAAAGGUACCAUACUGCGUCAAGUUCAACCCUGAUGAAGACCAUCAGAACCUCUUUGUGGCCGGCAUGUCAGAUAAAAAGAUUGUUCAGUGGGACAUCAGAACAGGUGAGGUGGUUCAGGAGUACGACCGGCAUCUGGGCGCCGUCAACACCAUCACAUUUGUGGAUGAGAAUCGUCGUUUCGUCAGUACAUCAGAUGAUAAGAGUCUUCGAGUGUGGGAGUGGGACAUCCCUGUGGACUUCAAGUACAUCGCCGAGCCCAGCAUGCACUCGAUGCCAGCUGUGACUCUCUCUCCCAACGGCAAGUGGCUCGCCUGUCAGUCUAUGGACAACCAGAUUCUCAUUUUCGGAGCUCAGAACCGCUUCAGACUCAACAAGAAGAAGAUCUUCAAGGGCCACAUGGUUGCUGGUUACGCCUGCCAGGUGGACUUCUCCCCCGACAUGAGCUACGUGGUAUCAGGAGAUGCCGACGGGAAGCUCAAUAUUUGGGACUGGAAGACCACCAAGCUGUACCACCGCAUCAAAGCUCACGACAAGGUGUGCAUCAGCGCCCUCUGGCAUCCGCACGAGACCUCCAAGGUCAUCACUUGUGGAUGGGACGGGCAGAUCAAGCUGUGGGAUUAAACCGGCCGCUGCUCUGCUCCUGAAACAUGCCGUCGACCCGAUGACGUCUGAUAGAGAAUGGAAGCCACAGGGCUGGUAUCCAGUCUUAUUGUAGUGGUGUAUUUUUAUAUCCUGUCCCAACACAAUCAUCUUCAGAAGGUGUCCUUUUAAACUUUUUUUUUUUCUUUUUUUAACUUGAGUCCUGUGUAACUUGUGAACCAUGAGGUGAGUUGUUUAGUUUUUGUUCUGUUGUCACCUUCACCACCAGUGGAAAUAAACAUCGUACCAAUGCAUACAAUGCUGUGCCUGCUUUGCUUGGACCGUCCCCGGGCUUGAGAGCGCUGCCUUCACCCUGCUGUCAAACAGCCAGUUCUCUCCGCAUUAUAUUAAAAAUGGAGCUCGACAUCAUUCACAGCUGAAGAAAAGAAAAAGAUAGAGCAG